Messenger RNA from Solanum lycopersicum (tomato), 471 nucleotides. Lineage: Eukaryota; Viridiplantae; Streptophyta; Magnoliopsida; Solanales; Solanaceae. The record is from RefSeq and is a predicted model, not a curated record.
AUGUGUGAAGAACCUGCAGGUAACGGAGAGGUAAAACAUUGUGCCACUUCUUUGGAAUCUAUGAUUGAUUUCACCUUAUCUCACCUGGGAACAAACAAAAUUAUAGCAAUUUCCACUGAAGUAGAGAAGGAAACCCCAGAGGUGCAAACAUAUACCAUCGAAAAAGUGGAAGAGAAAGCAAAUGGCAAAGGUGUUGUAUGUCACAAAGUAGCUUACCCAUAUGCAGUACACUUUUGCCAUGAUGUAGGAAGCACUAGGACAUUUAUGGUGUCUAUGGUGGGUGCUGAUGGAACAAAAGUUAAUGCAGUAUCAGUAUGCCAUGAAGAUACUGCAUCCAUGAACCCUAAGGCAUUGCCUUUUCAGUUGCUCAAUGUUAAGCCUGGAGACAAGCCUAUUUGCCAUUUCACUUUGGACGAUCAAAUUGCCCUGUUUCCUUCUCAAAACACAGAUCUUCAAGUGGCUGAAAACUAA